CCACCGGAAGUCAUUAAUAAUCUCCACCCGUCCUCUCCUCCUACUUCCGCUCGGCGGCUCUUGCAGCUCGCUCACCCUCAAAUCUCCUUAAUAAAUCGCUCAUUGACCCUGCUCCUGCACAGAUUUGCAGGGGAGGGGAGGGGGGCAAGAAAUGGGGAUGAAAUGGCACGUCGUCGCGGUGCUGGGCGUGGCCUGCACUGUGGCCGCCGCCGUCGCCGCCGACAGGGGGCUGUCGUUCGCCGGCGCCGUGGCGCCGCCGGAGGAAGCGAGCUACCUGCGCAAGCUGGCCAGCUCCCUGUGGCAGAGUGACGGAACCGCCUACCACCACGUGUGGCCGCCCAUGAAACUUGGGUGGAAAAUUGUGUUGGGGUCAUUCAUUGGAUUCUUCGGGGCAGCGUUCGGCAGCAUCGGCGGCGUAGGUGGCGGUGGGAUCUUCGUGCCGAUGCUGACCCUGAUCAUCGGCUUUGAUCCCAAGUCGUCCGCGGCGAUGUCAAAAUGUAUGAUCAUGGGCGCUGCCGUGUCAACUGUGUACUGUAACCUCAAGCUGAAGCACCCAACAUUGGACAUGCCAGUGAUAGAUUAUGAUCUAGUCCUGCUCAUACAGCCCAUGCUGAUGCUAGGGGUCAGCAUUGGGGUUAUCUGCAAUGUGAUAUUCCCUGACUGGCUCGUCACCGUCCUCUUGAUCAUUCUCUUCAUAGUUACUUCAACUAAAGCUUUUCUGAAGGCUAUCGAAACAUGGAAGAAAGAGACGAUAAUCAUAACGGAGGCAGCAAAACAAUCGGAACAAACCAGUGAAGAACAGGAGUACAUGCCCCUGUCUGCAGGACUUGACGCCGCAUCUCCGUCUGAAAUUCUGUCAGAUCAUGAUCGAAAUGAAACCCCAUCUGACAAAGAGGUAUCCAUUUGGAAGAAUGUUUACUGGAAGGAGGUUGGCCUUCUUGCCUUCGUUUGGGUAGCAUUCCUCGUGCUUCAGGUCGCUAAGAACUACAUGGCAACUUGCUCCAUCUGGUACUGGGUUCUGAACUUACUCCAGAUCCCUGUGUCUGUUGGGGUGGCCAUGUACGAAGCAGUAGGUUUGGUGCAGGGGAGGAGGGUGAUAUCAUCAAAGAGGAAUGAGCAGAACAGCCUGAGAGCCCAUCAGCUUUUCGUAUACUGCUUCUUGGGCGUUACCGCUGGUGUCGUCGCCGGUCUGCUUGGCGUCGGUGGGGGCUCCAUCAUGGGGCCUCUCUUCCUGGAGCUCGGUGUCCCUCCGCAAGUCGCAAGUGCCACCGCCACCUUCGCGAUGAUGUUCUCAUCUUCCAUGUCCGUCGUAGAGUACUACCUCCUGAACCGGUUCCCUGUGCCAUAUGCUGUCUACUUGACCAUCCUGGCAUUUUUCGCUGCGAUCGUCGGCCAGAGGGUUGUGAGGAAGCUAAUUGAUCUGCUAGGGCGGGCGUCGAUCAUCGUCUUCAUACUGUCCUUCAUGAUCUUCAUCAGCGCGCUCUCUCUAGGCGGAGUCGGCAUCUCCAACACGAUCCACAAGAUCGAGCGGCAUGAGUACAUGGGAUUCGAGAACAUCUGCAAAUACGAGGCAUAGGAAGUCGUAGCCUGUGGGCGUGCAUGAACAGCGUGAUGUAUUGUGCAGUAUCAGUGGACAUGUCAAGGUGAACAAGGCUGGAGCUCAGGAUUCCACGGGUGGUUUAACAAGGUGAACAAGGCUUGGAGUAUUCCAAAGUCCAUGCAAAUUGCAAAUUGUAAGAGCUAAACUAUAAAUUGUAAAUUGUUACAAGUAAAGUGUUCGAAUUUAGAGUUUAA
Messenger RNA from Aegilops tauschii subsp. strangulata, 1794 nucleotides. RefSeq names its product sulfite exporter TauE/SafE family protein 3. Gene Ontology annotation, cellular component: Cul4A-RING E3 ubiquitin ligase complex; membrane. Lineage: Eukaryota; Viridiplantae; Streptophyta; Magnoliopsida; Poales; Poaceae. Gene Ontology annotation, biological process: protein ubiquitination. The record is from RefSeq and is a predicted model, not a curated record.